CAAAGAAUAUGAAAGCUAAACAUACACAGUGAGUGAGUGAAGUAAUGAUCCUGCUGGAUGAUUUACCUGAGAUAGUACUCAGCUCUCACUCAUGUUUGAGUUUGUUUCCUCUGCGCCGAUCAGAAUGAAGCUGUGUUUGGUCCUCGUCUGGUCAGUUCUUCUCUCCACAGAGGCUAAAAUCAUUCACAGGGACACCUACACACUCCUGUGCUCUGAUACAGAUCAGAAGAGUACGUACAGACUGGACAGAGAAGAACUCCUUCACUCUGACCUCAGUAAGGGGACAGGAACGCUGACCAUACCGCAGUUUGCAGAUCUUUUGACCGAUGAAGAAGCCAAAGACAAUAGAGUUACUCUAAUGGACAACUGCAAAAAACACUUGGCUGAAUGUGUGACAGCUUACAAAAACCCUGCGGAGCCAAAGGAUGCCCCCCAAAGCUCAAUCUACUCCAAGGACGAUGUGAAGCUGGGCACCAAUAACACCCUCAUCUGUUACAUUACUGGAUUCUACCCACCAAAAAUUGGAGUGUUGUGGAGCAGGAAUGAUGUCAAAGUAACUGGUGGAGUUAGUUUUAGUAGAUUUUAUCCAACCAGUGAUGGAACCUACAACAUGGUCUCUCGUCUGAGCUUCAUUCCAGAGAAGGGCGACAUCUACACCUGCACUGUGAAGCACGCAGCCCUGGACAGACCACUGACCAAAACAUGGGAUGUGCAGGUGGCUCUGCCCAGAGUGGGUCCGACUGCGUUCUGUGUAGCAGGUCUGGCUGCAGGACUGCUGGGAGUCGUUGUUGGAACUUUCUUCCUUGUCAGAGGAAAAAACCCAACUGAGAAUCUGACUGUAAACUUUACACAAAACUUAUUACACUGUGUUCUUCAAAGGUGUGACUUCUUUCACUUUAAGUUAACCUCAUUUGUGAUGUUAAUUGCACUGUCCUUUCUUUCUGUGGCCAUCAUUUACGUCUUCUUUUUCAGAACAAGUUUGUUCUAUAAUAUAGGGCCUUAUUUAUUCAGGCCUUUACCAGUUAACUGAACACUUUCCAGGCAGGUGGUCCAGCUGGAAAAGCUGAUCACACUUUAUACAGGGAGAUUCACUCGAAAGAGGCCCUGAAUUUUCUGCUGUAACUCCCGUUAGGGUGAAGCAAUCUGAACAAAAAAAAAUUGCUACAUACCUUGAUGCAUGUGUAAUCGAUUGCAUUACAUCCGAUGCUGGAAGUGAUCUCCAUUUUCUGCCACAUGAAGGGCAUUGCACCCUGAAGCUGCAAACGGAAGUUAAACGUCACAAUGGCUGUCCAGUGCCUACCUCAUCGCUCCGAUGCAGGGGCAUCCCGGCUUGUUCGAAGCUGCAUAUACUGAGGAGCACGUUGCACGUUGGUUUGUUCAGAUUCCUUCAUCCUAGAGUGA
Molecule: messenger RNA, 1401 nt
Organism: Colossoma macropomum (tambaqui)
Lineage: Eukaryota; Metazoa; Chordata; Actinopteri; Characiformes; Serrasalmidae
Product: H-2 class II histocompatibility antigen, A-U alpha chain-like
Exons: 4
Coding region: 92-1030 (312 amino acids)
Biological process (GO): peptide antigen assembly with MHC class II protein complex; immunoglobulin production involved in immunoglobulin-mediated immune response; antigen processing and presentation of exogenous peptide antigen via MHC class II
Cellular component (GO): membrane; MHC class II protein complex
Molecular function (GO): MHC class II protein complex binding
Source: RefSeq, a predicted model, not a curated record